Fomitopsis serialis is the source of this 1230-nucleotide messenger RNA. RefSeq names its product HotDog domain-containing protein. Lineage: Eukaryota; Fungi; Basidiomycota; Agaricomycetes; Polyporales; Fomitopsidaceae. The transcript is spliced from 4 exons. Bases 73 to 1044 code for a protein of 323 amino acids. Gene Ontology annotation, molecular function: fatty acyl-CoA hydrolase activity. The record is from RefSeq and is a predicted model, not a curated record.
UUGUCCCCUUCGGGGUGACAUACGAAAAAAUUGGAACGAUACAGAGAAGAUUAGCAUGGCCCCUGCACAAGGAUGACACGCUUUCCCGGAGUGGUAGACCUACGGGUCUCAAUAUUUAUUUUGUUCUUUUCAACAGUCAUCCUUGUCAUUGUCGGAUGUCCAUCUACUUCCGACAACCCGGCUGUCUCUCUUGCUUCGAGUUGCUUGUGCCGACGUACAGUCCAAUCGUACCAUCCUUGGCCACAGUCCACCGUCCAUCUGAGUUCCUCCAUUCUAUCGAUGCUACUGCCAUUGAGACACGCCGUGACGGUCGGACAGCGCUUCAGGCCCCAAGCUCUGCGUCUCCCUGAACACUCUAGGCAUACUUCUGUUCAUUUACGGCAUUCGUCGUCUAUCCGAGCUCUACAAGAUGCCUUCCGCGAUCCGAAUUCGCCGUAUCACAUCGCUCCUGGCACGACAGGGCCCGCGUCGCCUGAUCCGUCGCCUGAACUGCUAGCAGAGCACCUGCACACGAAGGCGGAGGCGAAGACUGUCUCUCCGGAGGAGGAAGCACGCGCGCAGCUGUCUGAGUUGGGAUAUGACCCGACCAGCUUCUGGGAGCAGAAGGUUGUAUGGGGGGACCAUGAUGCUUUUCAGCAUGUAAACAACGUCCGUUAUGUACGUUUCUUCGAGUCGUCACGCAUCGAGUGGAUGGUCUCCCUCGCACAUGAGAUCGGCGGCCCACAGCGCGCGGCGGACAUGCUCGCCGGGCGGGGCAUCUCGCUCAUCCUCAAGUCCAUCUCCAUCGACUACAAACGACCCGUCGUCUACCCCGACACGCUGCUCGUCGCUCACAAGCCGCACCGCCUAGGCUCGGAUUCGUCAAGACGCUUACCUAGGACACACUUUCACUUGGCGGGUGCCGUGUGGUCGUAUGCGCAGCGGAAGAUAGUGACGGAAUGUGACUCGAUGCUUGUAUGGUAUGAUUAUGACAAGCUGGCGAAGUGUGAUCCAGGCGAAGAGGCAAGGCGCGCGUUGGAGAGGAGGAUGUCCUUGGGUGCUUGACUCGGACUAGACCUGACAUGAUGCGCAGAGUCCCCUGGAUCAUCAUGAUCCGUAUGCUGCUUGCACGUAGAGUCUGAGGACAUGGCUAUAUACUAUCCAAUUCCAAUCGAGAUGAUAUCUACGGUCCUGUAGAAUAGAUAUGUUUGAUGCGGCGGCGCACGUACUACCUAGCCCGCAAAACAGUGU